Messenger RNA from Vicia villosa (hairy vetch), 1031 nucleotides. RefSeq names its product RING-H2 finger protein ATL8-like. The transcript has a single exon. The record is from RefSeq and is a predicted model, not a curated record. The coding region runs from base 290 to 919 and encodes 209 amino acids. NCBI's taxonomy places the organism in Eukaryota, Viridiplantae, Streptophyta, Magnoliopsida, Fabales, Fabaceae.
CUUAGCCUUCCUCUUUAAGUAGAGCUAAGCACCCACCACCCCACUACACACCAAACACAACCUGCCUCCAAUUUCACCUCUAUCUUUCUCUCUCUCACACCCCUUCAUUUUAAGUCAAGUCUUCUCCAACUGACUCUUAUCCUAAAAUAAUCCACAAUACCCAAACCUACCUUUCUCAACUAUAAGUACCUACCUCAAUUAUUCAACUUCCCAAAACCCUCUUCUUUUCUCUCUCUCUUUCUAUAAACAAUAACACACUCAAUUCAACUAACUUUUUUUCCAUUUCAACAUGACUCGCUCUCUUAGAACAUUACAAUCCAUUUCCUCCGCCGCACCUCCGCCCGACUCCACCGCCUCUUUAGAAUCCGACUUCGUCGUCAUCCUCGCCGCUCUCCUCUGCGCUCUCAUUUCCGUCGUCGGCCUCACCGCCAUCGCCCGAUGCGCUUGGCUCCGCCGCGGCCCCGCCGCCGGAGCCUCCCCGACCACCGCCGUUGUCAACAAAGGUCUCAAAAAGAAAGUUCUCAAUUCACUUCCCAAAUUCACCUACCUCGGCGACACUCCCGGAAAAUGGAUAGUCUCGUCGGAGUGCGCCAUUUGUCUCUCGGAGUUCACCGCCGGCGAAGAGGUUAGAGUGCUUCCCCAGUGCGGUCACGGCUUCCACGUGGCGUGUGUAGACACGUGGCUUGGGUCUCACUCCUCGUGUCCUUCUUGCCGUGCUCCUUUCGCCGUCGCUAGGUGUCAGAAAUGCGGCCUAUACCAACCAAAUCCUGCCGGAGAAGUCACUGGAGAAGUCACCGGAGAAACAGAGCCGAAAACCACCGGCGACAGGAAUGUAGAAGUUGUUGUUGUGAAUUCCAAUUGUGUUAGCGACGGCGUUGAUAGACAUAGCCACGGUGGUUAUAAUGGCUUUUUGCCGUAAAACUUGUUAUUUUAUAUUUUCUCUAUCAAUUUGUAUAUUUAAAUGUAAAUAUUAUAUAUUAUUUUGUUUAAAUCUCUGGUUUUUGUUUCUCAGUUCAGAGUUUAUCUCAAUA